CAGAGGCGAGAGAAAUUGGGAGGCGGGAGAAAUCGAGGGCUGGAAGGAAGCGGGAGUCAGAGGAUGGUGCAGAGUACUUUGGGGAAGCCGCCACGCCGCGGCUCGGGUGGGCCGGGCUGAACUUGAGGGGGAAGAGGGAGCUGGGCGCGGGCCUGGUCUCUCCAGGGCGCCCCACCGCGGCCGCGAGUGUCGGAAGGAGCAGCUGGGCAGCCAGUCCGGGCAGGUCCCCGGGGCGCCCCCAGGGGCGCUGAGCCCGGCCGCAGGCAGGGCAGCCAGUAGUGCGUGCGGGCCGUGCGCCCUGGGCGCUCCGCGAGCUGCUGAGUCCUGAGGAGUCUGAGCUUCUGGUCCUGCGGGCAGCAUGGCCAUGCACGCCCUCACCGGCAUCUCGCUCGUCAGCCUGCUCAGCUUCGGCUACCUGUCCUGGGACUGGGCCAAGCCGAGUCUGGUGGCCGACGGGCCCGGCGAGGCAGGAGAACAACCCUCGGCGGCCCCCCCUCAGCCUCCACACAUCAUCUUCAUCCUCACGGACGACCAGGGAUACCACGACGUGGGCUACCACGGCUCGGACAUCGAGACCCCGACUCUGGACCGGCUGGCCGCUGAAGGCGUGAAGCUGGAGAAUUAUUACAUCCAGCCCAUCUGCACGCCUUCGAGAAGCCAGCUUCUCACGGGCAGGUACCAGAUCCACACGGGACUCCAGCACUCCAUUAUCCGGCCCCGGCAGCCCAACUGCCUGCCGCUGGACCAGGUGACAUUGCCCCAGAAGCUGCAGGAGGUUGGCUACUCCACCCACAUGGUGGGCAAGUGGCACCUGGGCUUCUACCGCAAGGAGUGUCUGCCCACCCGGCGGGGCUUCAACACCUUCUUGGGCUCACUGACGGGCAAUGUGGACUACUACACCUAUGACAACUGUGAUGGCCCGGGCGUGUGCGGCUUCGACCUGCACGAGGGUGAGAGUGUGGCCUGGGGGCUGAGUGGCCAGUACUCCACCCUGCUCUAUGCCCAGCGUGUCAGCCACAUCCUGGCCAGCCACAGCCCCCGGAGGCCGCUCUUCCUCUACGUGGCCUUCCAGGCAGUGCACACUCCGCUGCAGUCGCCCCGAGAGUACCUGGCCCGCUACCGCUCCAUGGGCAAUGUGGCCCGGCGCAAGUAUGCGGCCAUGGUCACCUGCAUGGACGAGGCAGUGCGCAACAUCACCUGGGCCCUCAAGCGCUACGGCUUCUACGACAACAGCGUCAUCGUCUUCUCCAGUGACAACGGUGGCCAGACCUUCUCGGGGGGCAGCAACUGGCCACUGCGGGGCCGCAAAGGCACCUACUGGGAGGGGGGAGUGCGUGGCCUGGGCUUUGUCCACAGCCCUUUGCUCAAACGCAAGCGUCGCGUCAGCCAGGCAUUGGUGCACAUCACUGACUGGUACCCGACGCUGGUGGGCCUGGCAGGGGGCAGCGCCUCGGAGGCCGAUGGGCUGGAUGGCUACGACGUGUGGCCGGCCAUCAGUGAGGGCCGGGCAUCGCCUCGCACAGAGAUCCUGCACAACAUUGACCCACUCUAUAACCACGCCCGCCACGGCUCCUUGGAGGGUGGCUUUGGCAUCUGGAACACAGCAGUGCAGGCUGCCAUCCGUGUGGGUGAGUGGAAGCUGCUGACCGGGGACCCUGGCUACGGGGACUGGAUCCCCCCACAGACACUGGCCGCCUUCCCCGGCAGCUGGUGGAACCUGGAGCGCAUGGCCGGUGCCCGCCAGGCAUUAUGGCUCUUCAACAUCAGUGCUGACCCCUACGAGAGGGAGGACCUGGCUGAGCGGCGGCCAGACGUGGUCCGCGCCCUGCUGGCCCGUCUGGUCCACUAUAACCGCACCGCUAUCCCUGUGCGCUACCCAGCCGAGAACCCAAGGGCCCACCCAGACUUUAACGGAGGUGCCUGGGGGCCCUGGGCCAGCGAUGAGGAGGAAGAGGAAGAGGAAGAGGAGGAUGCUCUGGCCAGGAAUCUGCUCCGUGGACGUCGCAAGAAGAAAUGCAAGAUCUGCAAGCUGCGAUCCUUUUUCCGGAAACUCAACACCAGGCUGAUGUCCCACCGGAUCUGAUGGGGGGUGGGGGAGAGGGGUUGGGGUUGCUGGUGAAAACCCCUAACCUAGAUGUUUUCCUGUCUCCAGCCUGGUCCUGAGAGCACUGCAAGGUCAAACCCCUGUCCGCAGGGCAAUAAGUGCAGACGCCAAGUGGAAGGAUGAGGGUGCUUGGCCUAGAGGUGGAGGGAAGUCUUUUACAUUGGGGUGCCUGGUGGCCCCCGUCUUGCCACAUCAUGGAUGGGCUUCACGACCUCUGGGGAUCCAUGCAACCUCUUUGAGUGUCACUUCUCUCCUCUGAGAUGAACUCUAGGAACUUCAUGCUUGGGUGGAGAGAUCAGCCAGCUGUAACCCCUCCUAGAUCCUCGAGGGCCUCACUCUUGAACCCUGGGCCUCUGAGUUACUGUCUAGGUAUGGGGAUGGUGGUGGUAACUCCCAGCCUGGCAAGCAUGAUGAUCUGGAGGGAUUCCUUCCUCCCCUGCUGAUUGUUGAAAUGAAGGUCAAGGGGUGACUUUCUAGGUCCUCAUGUGGGUCAGUCCUAGGGACAGGUGACAUUCUGGGGAGCUGUCUUUCCCCACUCUAAGCACCCAGAGGAGCUGGCCUGGUUGUUUGCCACUGUCUGGUUAAGGUUAAGGGUGGCAGCAACAGCUGUGAAAAGAGCCCACAACCAGUGAUCAGGUUCUCCAAUUUCUCUCUUGAUCUUGGGCCUUGUAUUCACCCUCCCAACUUAAGUUUCCCUACCUGAAAAUGGAGGUGCGAGUCCUGGCUCUGCCUACCUUGGUGGUCUGUGGCAGGGCAUUGGCUGUGGAGGAAGCUUGAACUUGAAUAAAAGGCAGGAAUCCAA
This is a messenger RNA of Erinaceus europaeus (western European hedgehog), 2906 nucleotides long. It is a transcript of the gene ARSI, whose product is annotated as arylsulfatase family member I. The transcript has 2 exons. NCBI's taxonomy places the organism in Eukaryota, Metazoa, Chordata, Mammalia, Eulipotyphla, Erinaceidae. The coding region runs from base 359 to 2083 and encodes 574 amino acids. The record is from RefSeq and is a predicted model, not a curated record.